Hippoglossus stenolepis (Pacific halibut) is the source of this 4706-nucleotide messenger RNA. It is a transcript of the gene arhgef3, whose product is annotated as Rho guanine nucleotide exchange factor (GEF) 3. NCBI's taxonomy places the organism in Eukaryota, Metazoa, Chordata, Actinopteri, Pleuronectiformes, Pleuronectidae. Gene Ontology annotation, molecular function: guanyl-nucleotide exchange factor activity. The transcript is spliced from 10 exons. Gene Ontology annotation, biological process: positive regulation of Rho protein signal transduction; intracellular signal transduction. The record is from RefSeq and is a predicted model, not a curated record. The coding region runs from base 799 to 2877 and encodes 692 amino acids.
GGGGCGGGGGGAGGAAGUGCAGCGAGUGAUUGGGCGAGUAAGGCAGUGAACAAGUGAGUCAGAGACAGAGUGGAGGGGAUAACCAUCUCUGAGAGUGAGAGAGCUUCAAAAGAGAGAGAGAGAGCGAGGAGGGGGAUAACCAUCUCUGAGAGUGAGAGAGCUUCAAAAGAGAGAGAGAGAGCGAGGAGGGGGAUAACCAUCUCUGAGAGUGAGAGAGCUUCAAAAGAGAGAGAGAGAGCGAGGAGGGGGAUAACCAUGUCUGAGAGUGAGAGAGCUUCAACAGGCAUUUAAAAACAGUUGCCGGCAGACGAACAGAACAUCCAGACGUUCUGAAGCUUUUACCUUCAUCUGACCUCGGCCUUAAAGAUCCUGAGGAACUGUGUGAAGCUCUGCUCUUCAUAGACCCUGCUGCUGCUGCUGCUGCUGCUGCUGCUGCUGCUGCUGCUGCUGAGCUGGAUCUGGAUCUCCUGCCCCUGUCGGUCCUUUGACAGCAUCAGGUGCACUUGAACUUUGCGAACUUGAUCCAGACGAGCAACUGGUUCCAAACUUGCUCUUUCUCAGUGCUCUUGAAGAACGAAAGAAUUGUUGUUGGAAACUCUACUGGUAUCAAGUUCUCUCUGGGCUCUGGGCUGGUACCAGGAGCUUUUUGGAUACUUACGGCACUGAAGACUUAAGUGGACGCUCUGUCAGACCUUGUUGGGAAACUUUACUGGUGGUAAAACCUCCUCAUCUGAGCCGCUCGACCAGUUUCAAAUUUUUCGGAUUCCGGAUCCAGAGCUGGGUUGUGUUUUGAGCAGUAUGGUGGCGGGUCAGAGUCCCAUCUGCCUGCUGCUUCAGAGGAUUAAGUCAGGAUGUCCUGUAGAGUUCAGCAAAGGGAACAGUGACAUGGGGAAACAGGUGGAGGAGCCCAGCACCAAGCGCAGUAAACCUGUCUCCAGGGUGACGUCUCUGGCCAACCUGCUGCCGCCCGUCAAGACCGCGCCGCUCAAGAGGAUCAGUGAGACGCUGCAGCGCUCCAUCAGUUUUCGUAAUGACAGUCGGACAGAGAGAGCUGCUCCUCCUCCUCCUCCUCCACCUCCUCCUCCCUCCUCCUCCUCCACGAUGAAGACGCGUGUUAUCUCGGCGACGCUCUCCGUCCCCUCCUCCUCUGUUACUGCAACCCGGGGUCCCACGGCAACGGCCCCAGCCGCCAAGCGCCGGGACAGCAAACUGUGGAGCGAGACGUUCGAUGUCCGACUGGGGGCGACACAACCUCUGAGCCCAAAAGAGAUAAAACGACAGGAGGCUAUAUUUGAGUUGGCUCAGGGCGAGCAAGACCUGGUGGAGGAUCUAAAAUUGGCAAAGAAGGCUUAUCGUGACCCGAUGAUGAAGCUGUCAAUCAUGACCGAGCAGGAACUGAACCAGAUCUUUGGCACCUUGGAUUCGCUGAUACCGCUGCACGAAGCUCUGCUCGGUUGCCUCAGAGAAGCCAGAAAACCUGACGGCUCCACAGAACAUGUGGGACACAUCCUGACUGACUGGCUACCCUGUCUCUCCUCCUACACCCCGUACUGCAGUAACCAGGUGAAGGCCAAGGCCUUGUUGGACCAGAAGAAGCAGGACCGGCGGGUGCAGGACUUCCUGCAGCGCUGCCUCCAGUCGCCCUUCAGUAGGAAGCUGGACCUGUGGAACUUCCUGGACAUUCCCCGCAGCCGGGUGAUGAAAUAUCCACUGCUGCUCAGGGAGAUCCUGAAGCACACAGCCAACGACCACCCGGACCAGCAGCACCUGGAGGAGGCGAUGCUGAUGGUUCAGAGCGUGGUGGCCGACAUCAACAGGCGGACGGGGGAGUCGGAGUGUCAGUCCUUCAAAGAUCGUCUGUUGUACGCGGAGGUCGGACAGAGGAACGAACUCAUCGACCGGUCCAGGACCCUCAGCUGCCACGGAGAACUGAAGAACAACAGAGGACUCAAGCUUCAUGUCUUCCUGUUCCAGGACGUCCUGGUCAUCACCAGGUCCGUCUCGCUGAACGACCACCCGGUCAGCUACCAGCUCUGCCGCCAGCCAAUCCCCAUCCGGCAGCUGGACCUGGAGGACCUAGCGGACGGAGAAAUGAGAGUGGGCGGGUCCAUCAGAGGGGCCUUCAGCAACAACGAGCGCACAAAGAACUUCUUCCGGGUUUCAUACCGCGCCGGAGGUCAGCUUCAGAGCCACAGCUUCCAGGCCAGCGACGCCUUCAACAAGCAGCAGUGGAUCAACUGCAUCAGACAGGCCAAGGAGGCCGCGGCGCUGACCGGAGACCAGCCACCACAGACGGCACCGUGUCCGGAGACGGGACUGGGGGGACAGAUUGGGCCACUUGGUGGGACAGCGCUGAGUUUGCAAGGGGAUUCAGGGAAUGAAGAUGAAAAGGGGAUGUGGGGGCAGUCGGGGCUGGGUUUGGAGGGAAAGGAGGGUCUGGGUGGAGGGAAAGACUUAAAAAAUAGUUUAAGUAAAGAGGAGGGGUCAGGUUUGUCUCAGGAAACAAUGAGGGGUAAGGAGAUGGAGACGGGUUUGGCUGUGGAUGGUGGGACAGGGUUCGAAUUAGAUGGAGAAAGAGGGAUGAAGAGUGAGACGAGGCUGACGGUCGGUGAGACAGGGACAGGUGAGGUGGCGACAGGGCAGGGUCUCUGUGAUGAGCCGGGGGCCAGAGCAGACUGGAAGAUAGAUGGAGGAAGAGGAGGAGAAGGAGCGACUGUCAGCGAUGAUGUUCCCACCUUCCUCCUCUCCCCUGCUCCUCCACCUGAAGAGGAUGAGGAUGUGAUGGGCGGGGAGCGGAGUGACCCUAAGGAGGAGGAAGAGGUCGGCAUGGAAACUAGCGAGGGGGACUCCAUGGAGGAGCUGUCCCUCAGGUGCUGAUACGAGGACCAGACAAAAGAAGGAAUGGAACAGCAGCCAAUCAGACAAAGGACUUAAUAAUGAUGUCAAAGACAACAAUCAAACAAUCAAGUUGUUAAGACACGUUAACCACACGGCACCUGCUGUAUCCUGACUGCUGGUAAGCAUGGGAACCACUUACUCUGGACCACUGGGCCCAUGUUCUGCAGCUGCACCAUCUGCACGGGUGAUUUAAUGAGAAGUGGACGGUGCCCCAGACAUCCCAGUGAAAGUUGUUCACCAGGCACAUGCUGCAAAAACAUUGUUCAGGCUUCCUCAGGUUGUUCGCUGUAACUUCCCUCAGACUCCACACACACACACACACACACACACACACACACACACACACACACACACACACACACACACACACACACACACACACACACACACACACACACACACACACACAUGAAGAAUAAAAAAACAUUUACUAGAGACUUGAAUGUUCAUUGGACUGAUUUUUCUCAAAUGCUGAAUAUGAAAAAGUAGAAACUGGAAUGUUUGUGAUGCUCAGAAAAUGAAUUAAUGGUUUCAUUGCCUUUUGAAAGGAUGCAUAUGCUUGGGGGGGGGUGUUUGCCUGUUACUGGCCUUCACAUGACCUGCAGUUCCAACUGUGGCCACAGAAAUCCCAGAUCACCGCUGUUGUUCAAGGGUCGACCUUUAGUUGUCUGCUGCUGUUUCCCACAUCUCUGGCACCAUGUUAGAGGAUGCUCAGAGGGGGGAGAGCGGUUAGCACUGUUGCCUCACAGCAAAAAGGUUUGAAUCCUGCUUCUUUCUGUGUGGAGUUUGCAUGUUCUUCCUGUGUGUGCUCCCAAACUCCAAACACAUGCAGAGUCAUUACGUUGACUGUGUGAAUGUGACAGAGACUGGUUGUUGUUGACAUGACUGUGAUUGGGAACUCCGCCUCUUGCCCAACGUCAGCUGUGAUUGGCUCCAGCUCCCACCUGCAACCCUCAUGAAGAUUAGCUGUAUAUAUAAUGGAAGGAAGAUAUUAUAGAAAGUUGACUGUGUGAAUGAUUUUAGCGACAAUACUGCUCAACACUAACUUCCAAUCUGUGUUGUAGAGAUUUGGUUAAUGCAGACAAGAGCUGUGUCAGUAACACAAACCCUUUUUUUUUUUUAUCCAAAACCUCUAUCGUCAAUUUUAAGGAUUUAUUUAAAAAAUAAAUGUAGGGUCAGUUAAGAAUUAGAUUCUUUUACAUUUGUUCUGUUUCUAAAACUCCUGUAAAUGUCAGUUCACUAAAUAGUUUAAUUGUUCAAUCAUCACUGGAUUUUUACUUUUCACCAUCUAUCACUAGUUUUUUCCACAAUGUUCUGAGAUCCUCCUGCAGUUGUUUUUGUUUUUUAUAGAAAUCAGAGAAGUCCUGAGGGAGGAGCCUUUUGUGCUUGUACAGUAUUUAGUGUAUGUAAAGAUAGUAUAUAAAGUGUGUCUAUAUGUGAAUGUAGGAACAAAGCCAAGCAUGUCUGUUUGUUAUAUAUAUGUGCUUACACAUGACAUGCUCAAUUUGAAUUAUAAUGUCCGGACAAUCACUUUGACAUUAUGUCAGGAUGAUGAUGAUGAUGAUGAUGAUGAUGAUGAUGAUGAUGAUGAUGAUGAUGAUUAGUCAACCAGACAAUGACCAAUAUUCAGAAGCAGGUUAUUUGCACAUCUCAGACAGGAUUUAAACUUGUGCACACUGUCAGUUUCUUUUUCAUUCUGUUUUAUUCUGUAUUCUGAAAAAAGAUAACGAUGUUAUAUUUAGCUGACGUAUCAGCUACUGUUUGGAUUGUCAUGAAACCAAAGCAUCAAAUAAACUAUUUCAAAAGAA